AUGAAAUUUUCCAUCUUAUUAAUGCUUUUUCUUUUCGGUAUCCUUCUAACCUUUGCUUAUGCAAACUCAAGUGAAAGAUGCACUAAAUUAGCUAAUACUUUCUUUCAACAAUGUAAAACAAUGAGUGAAUACACAGUUUAUUAA
Molecule: messenger RNA, 144 nt
Organism: Heterostelium album PN500
Lineage: Eukaryota; Evosea; Eumycetozoa; Acytosteliales; Acytosteliaceae
Exons: 2
Coding region: 1-144 (47 amino acids)
Source: RefSeq, a predicted model, not a curated record